GUUGUACGGCUCAGUCCAAUCAACACAAACUUUCCAAACAGAGAUUUGUAAGAUGGCGACUGCCGAACCGGAAACCAACCCCAGUCCUUCCCAGCCUGAUGAAGAUGGAGCUGAGGAGACUGGACAGGAGAUUGUGAGCCCAGAGGCCUACAUCAAGCACCCCCUCCAGAACAAAUGGUCUCUCUGGUUCUUCAAGAAUGACAAGAGCAAAACAUGGCAGGCCAACCUGCGACUCAUCUCUAAAUUUGACACAGUGGAAGAUUUCUGGGCUCUCUACAACCAUAUCCAAUUGUCAAGCAACCUCAUGUCAGGUUGUGAUUAUUCCCUUUUCAAGGAUGGCAUUGAACCCAUGUGGGAGGAUGAGAGGAACAAGCGUGGAGGGCGCUGGCUGAUCACACUCACCAAGCAGCAGAGGAGAUUAGACUUGGACCGCUACUGGCUGGAAACUCUCCUAUGCCUAGUCGGAGAGGCCUUCGACGACUACAGCGACGACGUCUGCGGAGCCGUGGUUAAUAUCCGCACAAAGGGAGAUAAAAUAGCCGUGUGGACAUCAGACUACGAGAACCGGGAAGCUGUAACACACAUAGGGAGAGUUUACAAGGAGCGUUUGGGGCUUCCCAUGAAGAUGACUAUUGGCUACCAAUCCCACGCAGACACAGCUACCAAAAGCGGCUCAACCACCAAGAACAAAUUUGUUGUUUGAGAAAUACCCGACGUGCCUCUUUCAUUAUUCUUGUCUUAUUUGUUGUUGGUGCAUAUGUUUACUAAUUGCUGCAAAGACUGUGCGGAAUGCAAUCUGGAAGAAAAAGGAAAAAACUCCAAAUCUGCAGUGCUCAGCUCAGAAAAGUCAAGACUACAGUUUGCCAAAUGUUUCCAUAACCUGCCCAGGACUUGAACCACAACAAACCCGACGGAAGACUGAUGAAGACGAAUCUUCCAAAACACUAAGAGGUAUUAAUAGUAGAUUUCAUUUAGAGUGCAACAUAUUCCUCUAAAGAAAUUUGUAUUGAUUUUUAUUUUUUAAUGGCAGGGAUUCCUGAAAUGCAAAAAAAUGUAUAUUUUCUCCCCCAUUUUCUACAGCAAUGAUGGUUUGCUGUAAUCCCACAUUAAACCCUUUUAAUUUAUUAUACUAAUUUGCCUGCAUUUUAGUAGAUUGUUAGAGAUUUUUUUUUUGUUUUAUGCUUUUUUUUUUGCCUUGAACUAUUGCACGUAAUCAACUUUUAUGACUUUUCAUGACAUAUUAAUUUGAGUGUUAAUAUAAUUAAAACAUUGGUUUUGCAAUUACUAGCUAAGUUGUGUAAUGCUUUUUUGUAACAUGUAGCCAGAGCAUUCCUCGAUAUGAAUCACUUAUUUGAUUGUAGGCAAUAACUACAGUAUAAAAAGAUCUAAACAAUGUUCUUUUGACUAGUAUUUUGUAGAAUUUAAUGUAGAUACUAAUAUAGUUUGACUAUUUUUGAUCUGUAAUCCAAAUGUGGGAUCUAGACUUGACAUGCAUUGCACAUUAAGGGUGAGAGGAGCAUCUGCAGAUUGAAGAUGGGACAAAGAAAUUAUGAAUGUUACAAGUAAUGAGAUAUGAGGUAAUUACAAGGCAACAGAGUCCUUAUGAGGCAGUAAAAUACAGUAUAAUACACUAUAUAGCCCUUUCACUGUAGAACUCUCCAAAGGCAACACAAGAAUCCUUUUAAACAUUUAUUCAUUUUGACUGCACUCAUAAAAUAAGAUGUAGUUUUCAAGCGCUAACCGUGGCUGGCGCAAAAAUUUCAAAUAUCUGACCCACCCACCCCCCUCCCCACUCCAUCACAGACAAAUCCUCUUCAAAUGUCAAAAUAAAAAGCACUUUGAAACAAAAGGUUGCUUUGGGCAGCA
This is a messenger RNA of Sphaeramia orbicularis (orbiculate cardinalfish), 1866 nucleotides long. RefSeq names its product eukaryotic translation initiation factor 4eb (gene eif4eb). Gene Ontology annotation, biological process: translational initiation. The record is from RefSeq and is a predicted model, not a curated record. Gene Ontology annotation, molecular function: RNA 7-methylguanosine cap binding; translation initiation factor activity. Gene Ontology annotation, cellular component: cytoplasm; eukaryotic translation initiation factor 4F complex. Lineage: Eukaryota; Metazoa; Chordata; Actinopteri; Kurtiformes; Apogonidae. The transcript has 7 exons. The coding region runs from base 53 to 703 and encodes 216 amino acids.